Molecule: messenger RNA, 1609 nt
Organism: Stylophora pistillata
Lineage: Eukaryota; Metazoa; Cnidaria; Anthozoa; Scleractinia; Pocilloporidae
Product: RYamide receptor
Biological process (GO): G protein-coupled receptor signaling pathway
Cellular component (GO): membrane
Molecular function (GO): G protein-coupled receptor activity
Source: RefSeq, a predicted model, not a curated record
AUGAAAACAUCGUUUGGAUUGAUCGCAGGCCUUUCAUUUUUUGGCAACUUGCUUCUUUGUCUGGUCAUUUUUAUGAAGCGCUCGAUGUUGAAAAAAACAUACAAUAUUCUUAUUUGUAACCUGGCCCUGGCUGAUAUGCUCACAGGGAUCUUCCUUGUUGUUACACCAGACUACUUGAUCGACAGGAAAAGCUUUCCCUACCCUAUUGGACUUGGAGGAGAGGUUUACUGCCGUUUGAUUGGUUCAACCUACAUUCUGUUUAUCUUUGGUAAAGCUUCAACUUCCACGAUUAUGUGUCUAGCUAUAGAUCGUUGGUACUCUAUAGUGAAGCCCAUACGUUACAAAACAGCUUUCAGUAAGCGACGUUUGUACCUGUACGUUACUUUAAUCUGGGCCUCUGCCGCUAUCACUCAAAUCAAUGAACUCUUCAUCACCACAAUAGAAGAUGCUGUUUGCACCUUCGUUACUCCAUUUUACGGAGAGCGGACUGAACGGAUCCUAAUUCUUCUUCACGUGAUCAUCACGUUCUACAUCCCAAGCAUAGUCACUUGGAUAACCUUUGGAGACAUUUGGUUGCACAUGCGCCAACCCAACAUUCGCCGCCAUUUGAAUUCUCACAACAAGGCCACCAAACGGUUACUGCGCAUGUGUGCACUGGCAGCCUUCUUUUUAACAUUAUGCUGGCUUCCAACAGAGACAUUUUUUAUUUUAUACAAGUUUGAGAUUCUAAAACUUCCCUUUGAGUUCUACUUAUUUACCAAUAUUUUAGCCAUGUCUAACUCCUGCUUAAAUCCAUGGAUUUAUUGCCUCAGUAAUAGAGAAUACAGAAAAGAGUUUAUCCGACUUCUGUGUUUCUUUAAAGUUAAUACGGAAAUCACCAACCCCAGUGCGUGCUUCGGUUUGGGGCGAAAAAGCAGAUCACGAUAUUCUCUUUCAGUUAAUCUUGACCAAUCAAAUUCAAAUGGUAAUUUACCUGCCGAUCCUUCUGUUAUCAGGCUUCGUAGGAUGCAGCAAGAGACCAGUUUGUCAUCCAUGACGUCUUUCAGCAACACAGCCUGUCUUGAUGCUAAUUCAUCAGAAUCUAUACCGCACGGUCUGGUCUUCCUGCAGGACAAUAACAACAUAUAAACGCUUCCAUACGUACAGCAGUUAUUCGGAGAGUUUGGAAGGACAUUUUCCGUAAAUAUUUCGACCAGAGAAUAAUGGAGAAUAACCUCUGCAAACCCUGAAUAUUAUAUCAUGGUUGUUUAGCUGCAAAGGCACUGUGCAACUCUGAUGGUGUAAAUGCAGAGACAUUGACUAAGGUCAACACUAGUUCCUUAAGUAAUGGGCGUAUCCAGAAUCUCCUUAUUUUAUUGUACAAGAGCCUGUUUUUCACUCAUUUUCCAGCUUAUAUGAGAGGUAUGUUUUCACUUCGGUCCUCUUCUUAUAAUCUUUGCGGUAAUUACAUACUGUCACUUAGAAAACAUAGAACAACUAGUUAUGACCUUAAUUCAUUUUCAUACUUCUCAGCUAAGCUAUGGAAUACACUGCCUGACUAUAUCCGCAUGAGUGCAUUUAAAGACUUUAGAAAGAUAAUCCAAGACCAUAUCUUUGUAUAGUCGCUCCU